This is a messenger RNA of Coregonus sp. 'balchen', 1748 nucleotides long. The record is from the annotation of a GenBank genome assembly. Lineage: Eukaryota; Metazoa; Chordata; Actinopteri; Salmoniformes; Salmonidae.
UACACAAGAAAGAAAGACUCACAUAAACACAGCUCACUAAACAGAUUAAGCUACUGACAAACCAGUGUGCGUGUGUUUUUGUGUACAUACAGUGUCUACUCUGGUGCCGCCCUUCUUGGUGCUAGCCAGAGUCUCUCAGUAAGUCUUAGCAAAACCUGUUAGUAACCAGACAGAAUAUGUUCUACUUCUGGCAUUUCCUCUGCCCUUUCUUCCUCCUGUCAGCCAUGGCCACUGCGGCACCUCUUGGGCAGGAAGUGGACCCAGCUGACCCAGAGGUACAGGCCUGUGUUGCCUUCGGCAUCAAGAGCUUCAACUUCCACAGCCAGACUCAUCAGCUCCACAACAUUACCAAGUUCCACUCUGUCCACAGAGAGGUGAGAGACCUCCGUUUGACUGCAAUCUCGCCAGCUCAUAAUUGAUUUUAAGGGAUCAUACCUUAUUGGUGAUCUGUUCAUAAAGACUGCAACUCCUCAGAAAGAUUUAGGGAGUGCAUUUUCUUCUUUUUAGGUAUGGUGAUUCGAGAGUUAGCAUUUUUAUAUAUGUUUUUUUUCUAAUUCUGUACAUGUCUUAUUUUCACUUCCCAACCAGAUAAACAGAGCUUUGUUGCAUUUGCAUUGUAAAUGGAAGCAUGAUUUCACAAUCGCUCGUGUUUGCUCUGCGUCCGAUGACUUUGUGAAGUCAUCGGACGCCCUUUACUCCACAAAUGAAGUUGAACUGAGGUGUGUCUCUCUCAGGAGGUCGGUGCAGGUCAGUACGACAUUGAUGUGGAGGUGAGAGGUUGCCAGUCCUCCUGUUCUCCAGACAACUCCAACACCCAGGUACGCCUCAACCACAUCUUGAACCCUCUCUGUAUCAUGUAUUUUAUGGAUUUAGAUUAGGUGGGGGUUUGGGGGUAGACAGAGCGACCUGAACGUCCAUUACCAAUAGGUACAAAACUAACUCAAUUUCUCUCUGAUAGAUAAGGAGGAUGUGAAUAUUUUCUGAAUUCAUUUCAAGAAUGGCUUUGGGAGAGCCUUGCAUUUCAGACAAUUGAUGUAGACUAGGGUCUGCAAGGUUUUUAGAGGCAAUGAAAGUCAUUCAAGGGCUAGCAGUAUUUAGUCUUUAAUCUAAUCUCGUUAACAGGUGGAGUUGGUGCUAUCAGCACAGAGGCUGUGCAUGUUUACACUAUUCACAAAGAACUUGGAUAUUGAAGUUUCUCUGCUAUGCUAACUCCCUAAUCCCGAAACUGCUUUCCUCUCUCUCAUUCCAGAUUUUCCGUUGUAAUUUUGUUAUUGUGACUGCUCCUUGGAAGAACCAGCUGAUUCUGAUCAAAAGCACCUGUACUCCAGUGUCUUAGGAUGGACAGGAACUACUGUCUAUGUGCAACUACACACGUGAAAAAACACACUUAGUAUGUGCAAAUUUACACAUAGCUGUCAAUGGAAUCGUGAAACUAUGAAUGCAUUGUGUGAGGUUGUUGCGUUUAUCAGACAGGCACUAUUUGGCCUAGAAAGCUAACAGACACUAACAAACACUUCUUAAUCAGAAUUUAACCGAACACUAAUUAAUUUCCUGCUAGAAUAGAGUUAUUUGUAAGAAUAAAAUCAAUGUAAUUACUUGAGUACUGAUUAGAUUGUUGUGUGGUUUCUUAUAGAUUGUCUAAACUACUGUUUAAUAUGUGCCAGUGGUGCCAGUGAAAUUGAAUUAGGGGCUUGAUUCAUUGUGCGAUUGAAAUUUAAAGGCAAUUUCCAGCGUUAGCGGAGACUGCA